Messenger RNA from Hyaena hyaena (striped hyena), 629 nucleotides. It is a transcript of the gene GLRX2, whose product is annotated as glutaredoxin 2. The coding region runs from base 104 to 562 and encodes 152 amino acids. The transcript has 4 exons. Lineage: Eukaryota; Metazoa; Chordata; Mammalia; Carnivora; Hyaenidae. The record is from RefSeq and is a predicted model, not a curated record.
CACCCGGGGCCGGGCGUGCGGCGGGAGGACCCGCCGGCGGAGGCGAGCUCUCCCCGGCCGCGGUCGCCGCUCUCUCCGCUCGCCGCGGGCCGGCGCUCCGACCAUGUCCUGGUGCCGCGCGGCGCUGCCGGGAACUCGGCUGAUCGCGCGCGGGAGCGGCUCCGCGGGCCGGUUAGGUCGGGCACCCGGAGCUGCGGCCUCCGGGAUGGGGAACAGCACAUCAUCAUCUUUGGGGAAGUCAGCAACUGCUCCUGUGAAUCAGAUUCAAGAAACAAUUUCUGAUAAUUGUGUGGUGAUUUUCUCAAAAACAUCUUGUUCUUACUGUACAAUGGCAAAAAAACUUUUCCAUGACAUGAAUGUUAACUAUAAAGUGGUGGAACUGGACCUGCUUGAAUAUGGAAGUCAAUUUCAAGAUGCUCUGUACAAAAUGACUGGUGAAAGAACUGUACCGAGAAUAUUUGUCAAUGGAACUUUUAUUGGAGGUGCAACUGACACUCACAGGCUUCACAAAGAAGGGAAAUUACUUCCACUAGUUCAUCAAUGUUACUUAAAAAAAAAGUAAGAGGAAGGAAUUUUAGUGAUGUUGGUGCUCAUAAUGUUGCUAAUAAAAUGUCAGUGAUUUAAAAUUA